Messenger RNA from Bathycoccus prasinos, 2706 nucleotides. RefSeq lists its product as hypothetical. Bases 1 to 2706 code for a protein of 901 amino acids. The record is from RefSeq and is a predicted model, not a curated record. NCBI's taxonomy places the organism in Eukaryota, Viridiplantae, Chlorophyta, Mamiellophyceae, Mamiellales, Bathycoccaceae. The transcript has a single exon.
AUGGGCACGGACGACCCGGCGUUCGACGCCAUGCCUCGACGACGUAAACGACACUUUCACUGGAGGGGAUUCUUUGAAAAUGAUCGUCGAGUUUCGUCGCGUGCGACACUCUUCUCACUCCUUCUCUUAACGCUACUCGUAAUCGUCUUCUUUUCCUUCGCGUUGUUUUCCCCGUCGUCGGUACGCGAAAUCGUCGGUUUCGAUUUCGAUUCAGGACCUGUUCUCAGCACCAGCGGGAGGAAAACGAAGAAGAGUGCGGACGUAAACGAUGAAAAGAAUAACGACGGAGUAUUCGGCGGGCAUUCGCUCGUCAAAGGCGAAGAUUCGGUGGAAACGAAAGUUGAAUUUUGGCCGAAACGUUUCGGAGACAAGAGAGAAAAAGUGUUUUGGAGAAGAUUCGCCUUGGAGUCGAUGUUUGAAUAUUCGGAGGAUGUGAGACUUUUACCGAAACUGGCGAUGCCGUAUGGGCUGAACGCGACUGCGAGGGAUAUGGAGGAGGAGAAAAGACGAGAGAAUUUAUACGGAAGCGCAAAGAAGAAAGGGAAGAAAAGAGUCUCGAAAGACGCCGUCGAUAAGAUCACGAGGAAGGAGUACGAGAGGUUUAUUUCCAUGUACGGGAACGAGGGGCUGAAGUUAGCCGCGACGAGAGCGUUUCAGUUUCUUCAGCUCAGAGGGAGCACGAAAGACGACGAGGCGUUUGUGAAUAAAGAGCAGUUUUUGGAGAUGGUUUUAGAGGAAGUGGGCGAAUCGUCGUCUCGCGGGAUGGAGAGCGUAGUGAACGGAGGCGGAAGCUCGGCAAUGAGUCGAGCGUUUCAGUUGACCAACGAGACGAGGCAUUUGUUGCUGCAAAGAAACGAGAAGCGAGCGUCGAGGAUUCCGGGCUGUGCGAUUUCCUUGCACGCGGGUGAUCACACGCACGUGAAGAUUGACCGGUCGCAAUCCCUACACUUUUCUGGAACGAAACACAUGACCAUAGAAGCGUGGGUUAAACCUCGCAAAUCGAAAGAUUUCGGUGGGACAAUCAUCGCUAAGUACAACAGAGGCGUGGUUGGACAGUUCUUCGUGCACGUUGAGCAAAAUGGGGCGGUUUUUUUCCACCGCGAAGUUGCCCCGUUUGGUUUGCGUUCGAGCGUGCGUUUACCCGCGGACGAUUGGUCGCACGUAGCGGUGACGUACGGCGGCGGGUAUUCGAAAAUGUUCAUCAACGGGACUUUGAGAGGCGCGCAGGAAGAGAAAGGCCAAGGUUGGGACGCACAAAACCCGAUCGUUAUCGGUGCUAUUCUCGACCACGGUAACGCGGCGUCCAUCUUUAACGGCGACAUCGACGAAGUUCGAAUUUGGGGCGUCGACCGAUCGCAAAUAGAUAUUGAAAACAGCAUGCACGGAAAAUUACACGGCUUUGAGCGAGGAUUGAUGGGUUCCUGGUCGUUCGACGAGUGCGCGGGCUUAAAGACUCGAGACGUUCAAGGACGCCGAGACGCGCAGUUACACGGUGGACGAUGGGUUCGAAGCUCGUUAGUGCUCUUCAGCCACGAAGACGAAGAACGCGCGAGGUGCGAACGCGAAACGCCCGGGAAGUGCUCGAAAGCGCACUUGGAAAAACGUAGAGAGUUUCAAAACGAAGAAUAUUGGCGCCGAUCGAUCGAUGUUCUCGAAGCGCAAGCAAAACUGAAUAAGGACAUUGGCGAAGAGAUGCCGAAAGUGCAACAACUUCUCGACCGAGUGAAGCGAUUAGAGUUUCGAGAUUAUCGAAGAGGCGAGGUUAUCGUCAACAUCGAAAAGAGGAACCAAAAUCACACGCAAGAUUUAUCGGAUUUGCACAACGUUCUCAAGGCGCACGAAGAAGAAGUUCACGAGAUGAUGGAAGACAGCACGUCGAGAGGGAGGAGGAAGAAGAAGAAGAAGAAAGUCCAUCUCUUCAACGCCUCGAAGGUAUGCGACGAUCCCGACGACCCGGAGUGUGACGACGAUUGGGAUUUCUUGGAUCCGGUGGAAAAACUGCUUCGACAAAUCGCCAACGCGACGAGACAAGACGUCGAACUUUCGAAGAAAAUCAAACGCCGCGAUCGUAUGGCGAGAAAAAAACUGCGCGAAGAAGAGGAAACGAGAGAUGUAUUCAAAAGAGCGAGCAUUCAAGCGGCCAAGGAAAGGAAUGCGAAAUUGAACGCGGCGGGCGGGAAACCGCUUUUAAAACGCAGACGCAAAGAUUCGGACGUGUUGACCCAGAACGAUUUAAAAAUGCUCACCUACGAGAAACGCGAAGGGAACGCGGCAACGGGGAUGGGAGAUGUAAGUGGCGGGCAAGAUUUCGAGGACGUCGUGGCUGGAACCAUCUCGAGCGCUGGAAACGCCGUCGAGGUGGACGAUUUGAACGACGACGAGGAUUGGGUCUUCGACGACGAGAGCGACAACGAAAUUUCGUUCGGCGACGACGAUUCGAGCGGCGCGGAAGAUGAAAAUCCAGAUGACGAAAAAUCUGCGGUGAAGAACAUUCUAAAACGCGUCGGUAAGCGAGGCAAAGAGAUGAAAGAGCUGGAAAAACGAAAACGACGGGAACAUAGGUUGAAAAUGCUCCAAGAUGCGAGCGAGGAACAGUUGGAGUUGGAAGCGGAAAACGAAGCCGAGAACAUCGUCAAGAACUUAUUCGGCAUGCGAGAAAUUCGAAAGAAAUUAAAAGAUCCGACGAAUUCGUUGUCGGACGAUUAG